AUGGCUCCUGCUACUACGACCGCCUCAGGGCGUCCGAAACGGAAACGCCAGCGCCGCAGACGCACCAACAUCAGCUCCGACGAGUCCGACAGCUCGUCGUCGAGUUCAUCAUCCUCGGGCGACUCGUCGUCCGACAGCGAGUCCGACAGCCCUGCCGCGCCUGCGCCCGCUCCAGUCCAACCUGCACAAGCAUCAAAAGCGACUGAGCAGGCUGAAUCGAGCGACUCGGGCGACGAGGAUGCGGAGUCCGACUCGAGCUCGAGCAGCAGCGGGUCCGACUUGAGCUUCUUGAGCGAUACGGGGGACCGGGGUGGACGACGGAGGGGGCGUGGGAGACGACGGGCUGCGCAGGCGGCGGCGGACGGGGCGGUCAAUGGGUCGGCAGCGGCAGGUCCAGCGACGGGCGACUUGCAGCAGACGGGACAGGCGAGCGAGGCGCGGAGACCGUAUCCUGAGCGCUCUCCGUCUCCUUCAAUGCUUGUACGAGCAGACCCGAGUUCGUUUGUCCCGCUCGGGACGAGCCUGUUCCCGUUGUUGCAGGCGCGAGUGGACAAGCAGAAGGAGGAGGGGGCCAAGGUGCUGGACGGGCUAGUGGAAGGGGACGAGGGGAACGAUGCGGAUGCAGAAGAAGACGAGGAGAAGGGCAAGAAGCGCGAGGACCGCUUUGGAGACUGGUGGCGAGCGCGGCUGGUCAGCGAGUUCGAGGGAGAUUUGGGUAGUCUCGCCGCGGAACCCGGCCUUACGCCCUCACGACUAUCCCUCCUCCUGACAUCCCUCACGACCCUCUCUUCCCUCCACACCUCUUCCGCCGCGCCCGCCUCUUCGAUCUGGAAGCACAAUCCUUCCGCCUCUCUCGACCCUCUCGCAUCUCUACCUCGUCCUUCAGCAGACGACGACGCGUUCAUGGGCGGCGCAGACGGCGAGGACUGGGCGCGAACGAAGGUCGGUGGAGAAGGCGACGUCGAGGUUGGCGCGGAGGGCGUCGUCGCGGACGAGAAGCGGAGCGUGAAGGCCAAAUCGAAGAAGGAGAAGCGCAAGUCGCUUCCUGCGCCGCAGGUGGACGAGGUGAAGGAGCAGGAGGUCGUCGCGUCGAGUCCGGCGAAGGAGGGCAAGAAGGAGAAGAAGAGUCGCAAGAAGGGUCGGAAGAGUGGCGUGUCAGAGGCUGGAGACGCGAUGGACGUAGAUGCGUGA
Rhodotorula toruloides NP11 is the source of this 1191-nucleotide messenger RNA. RefSeq lists its product as uncharacterized. Bases 1 to 1191 code for a protein of 396 amino acids. The transcript is spliced from 2 exons. NCBI's taxonomy places the organism in Eukaryota, Fungi, Basidiomycota, Microbotryomycetes, Sporidiobolales, Sporidiobolaceae. The record is from RefSeq and is a predicted model, not a curated record.